AUGGGUGUGGCAGCAAGGAAAGAAGAUGGCAUAGGCCAGCAGCCCAGCUUCCUGGCCCCAGCAAAGUGGGGGUGGGAGGUCUAUGGGGAGGAAAAGGGCGGGGAAAUCAAAGGGGACCAGAAGCUCAGGAGUCCCCCUGGGCCACAGGAGGGCGCCUGGGAGCCAGCUUUGAGGGCUCAGAAUUCUGUGUCUGUCACCGAGGGGAUUCUAGCAAGGUCAAGUACAGGCGGCAGCGUGGAUGCCUCCAAAACCCCUCAGUCUUUCUGUGGUUUUGACUCCCCGGGCCGCCCCGAGGGCGGGGCGAAGGCGGGACUCGGCCCGGAUUUAAAGCGCCCGCGAGGGCCAGGUGGAGAGAAUCGGGGAACAGCUCCGGCUCCCCGGACACAGAAGAGGCUGGCGCAGCGCCGAGGCCGGGGUGGCCCGGGGGCCCCGCCACCCGCGCCCCGGAAUUCUAAAGUGAGCCGGGGCGAGCGCAGCCACUGCCCAUCUCAGACUGUGAAGAAACUGCUGGAGGCUCAAAGGCGGCGGAGGCAACCCGCCACCAACUACCAGACUCCGGGACAGGUCCCUGCGACCUCUGCAAACGAGACCGAACCAGGUCUUGGCCCAUUCCCAGGGGCCCCGGAAGUUCAGGUGGCUGGCCUCGGGGCCCCGUCAGCUCCCCCGGCCCAGGCCCCCGGGUGGGACCUGGAAGCCCAUGCCUUGUACCCCGACUGCCACUACCAUUGCACAGCUUCUGCGGAAGCCUUCUUCACCCCUGGCCUCUUCACACCCACGGAGUCCGGAGGGCUGGCUUCCUUCCCGCCACUCCUGGAGGGCCCCGUGGAUGCCCCUGGACUCUAUGUGGAGCCAACUCCUGCUCCAGGUGGCCCCUGGGGGGUCCCAGGGCCCCCUCACCUCCUGGCCCCCCAAGGAGCUUCACUGGAUGCAGCUCGGGCGGAGGUUCAUGCCCUAGGCCUGCAACGGCUGCUGACUCAGGAUGAGGAGGGGGACACGCUCCUUCACCUGUUUGCUGCCCAAGGCCUACGCUGGUCGGCCUAUGCCACGGCUGAGGUCUUGCAGGGCUGUGGACAGCUGGACAUUCGGGAGCACCAAGGAAAGACCCCGCUCCUUGUGGCUGCUGCGGCCAACCAACCACUAAUUGUCCAGGACCUGUUAACCCUGGGAGCUGACCCCAAUGCUACUGACCACCGUGGCAGGACCAUCCUCCACCUGGCUGCCACGUAUGGCCUGCCUGGGGUCCUCACGGCUGUGUUUAACUCAGGUAUUCAGGUGGACAUGGAGACCAGAGACUUUGAGGGCCUCACUCCUCUCCAUGCUGCCGUUCUCUCCCUCAAUGAGGCCACCCAGCAGCCAGCUUGUGGCCCCAGGACAAUGACGGUCCCUGCGAGGGACAGACUGGCCUGUGUCCAGAUGCUGUUACAGAUGGGGGCUGACCACACCAGCCAGGAAUUCAAGAGCAAUAAAACUGUUCUGCACCUGGCCGUCCAGGGUGGCAAUCUAUCCCUCGUCCAGAUGUUGCUGGACCUGCCAAAUGGGGACCCGAGGGCCUUUGUGAACAUGAAGGCCCAUGGGAACACAGCCUUGCACAUGGCAGCGGCCCUGCCACCAGGAUUCCCACAGGAGCCCAUCAUCCGUGGGCUUCUGGCGGCUGGGGCAGAUCCCGCCCUGCGAAAUCUGGAGAAUGAGCAGCCUGCACACCUGCUGGGACCCGGACCAGCCUCAGAAGCACUUCGACAGCUGUUGAAGAGAAGCCGGGCCCUCCCUCUGGCCUCGUCCUCGUAGGACUCAAGGCACAGUACCUGGACUGAUUCUUCAGUCCAUGUCUGUUCAACCUCCCUGUCCCUGAGGGACAACCAAGCGUAUGCUUAUGUAUGCAAAUCUAUGAUAAUUUAUUUGGAGCCCUGUCUAAUGCUCUGCCCUGCCCCCCAACCCCUGAGGAGUCUUACAUUAAAACUCCUGUGAUGUCAUGGAUGGGGAAAUGGGGGGGAGGGGGAGCUUCUGAUGAUUUCUGUGAAAUCGAAAGCCCCUCUGAACUUGUUUCUGUGAAACAGAUUUAGCCCCAGACCUUCCAUCCAACCCACCAAUCGUGCAAUUAAAUUUGAU
This is a messenger RNA of Dromiciops gliroides (monito del monte), 2106 nucleotides long. RefSeq names its product NFKB inhibitor delta (gene NFKBID). NCBI's taxonomy places the organism in Eukaryota, Metazoa, Chordata, Mammalia, Microbiotheria, Microbiotheriidae. Gene Ontology annotation, cellular component: nucleus. The transcript is spliced from 13 exons. Bases 1 to 1785 code for a protein of 594 amino acids. The record is from RefSeq and is a predicted model, not a curated record. Gene Ontology annotation, molecular function: protein binding. Gene Ontology annotation, biological process: regulation of gene expression.